CAACGGUCACACUUUGCGAAAUCAUGGCGUGCGCCAAGCCGCAUAUUUUGAUUAUCGAGCCGUUCUACGGAGGCAGCCACAAACAGCUGAUUAACACAUUGAUCGAGGGUCUUAGCACGGCAGAUUAUGAGCUAUUCAGCCUUCCCGCCAAGAAAUGGCACUGGCGAGCACGCACCUCCGCACUGUAUUUUUCGCAGCUGAUACCCAUCGAUCACGAGUACAGGGUGCUGUUUACCAGCUCCGUUUUGAGCCUGGCCGAGCUGAUUGGCAUCCGACCUGAUCUCGGCCAGUGUCGGAAGAUCAUCUACUUUCACGAAAACCAGCUGGUCUAUCCGGUGCAAGAGGUGAAGAAGCGCGACUGUCAAUACGGACUAAACGAGAUCCUUUCCUGUCUCGCCGCGGAUAUUGUGCUCUUCAAUUCCCAAUUCAAUCGCACAUCGUUUCUGGAUAACGUGCAACCCUUUCUCAAUAUUCAGCCUGACUUCAAAGUGAGGCAGAUUCGCGAGAAAAUUGAAAAGAAAUGCCAAGUGCUGUACUUUCCCAUUAACUUUAACAGCAUGCCGAAGAGGAGGAUAACCGGAAAUGGGGAUCAAGAUCUGGAUCUGGGUCUAGGUCUGAAUCUGGAUCAGGAUCAGGAGUGCCUGCACCUAAUAUGGCCACAUCGAUGGGAGCACGAUAAAAAUCCAAUGCUCUUGGUCGAAGUGCUUUGCGAACUCAAUAGGAGUGAUGUGAACUUCAAGGUGACCAUUUGUGGCGAGAGCUACCAUGAGGUGCCACAGGCAUUUGAGAAUAUAAGAGAAACGCUCGCCACCAAGCUCGUACACUUUGGCCAUCUGGAGCGGGAGGAAUAUGUAAGGACACUGCUCGCCAGUGACAUAGUCAUCUCCACUGCCGAUCACGAGUUUUUUGGCGUGGCCAUGCUGGAGGCUACUUUCUGCGGCUGUUAUCCCAUUGUCCCCAAUAAACUGGUGUACCCCGAAAUCUAUCCAAAGGAAAACAUGUACGGCACGUCCAACUCGCUGGUCAAGAAGCUUCGAAAUUGGUGCAGAAAUCCGAGAGCCUUUCGCCGGCACCGCAGUCAGUUUUUCGAGACUUUUAAUUUUGAUCCUUACUCGGCUGAUCAACUUGUGCCAAAAUAUCUAAGCUUAUUAAACAGAGAUAUUAAUUAAACAAUA
Drosophila gunungcola (fruit fly) is the source of this 1175-nucleotide messenger RNA. RefSeq names its product glycosyltransferase-like domain-containing protein 1-like. Lineage: Eukaryota; Metazoa; Arthropoda; Insecta; Diptera; Drosophilidae. Gene Ontology annotation, molecular function: glycosyltransferase activity. The record is from RefSeq and is a predicted model, not a curated record. The coding region runs from base 24 to 1169 and encodes 381 amino acids. The transcript has 3 exons.